Molecule: messenger RNA, 1575 nt
Organism: Podospora anserina S mat+
Lineage: Eukaryota; Fungi; Ascomycota; Sordariomycetes; Sordariales; Podosporaceae
Exons: 2
Coding region: 1-1575 (524 amino acids)
Biological process (GO): SCF-dependent proteasomal ubiquitin-dependent protein catabolic process
Cellular component (GO): SCF ubiquitin ligase complex
Molecular function (GO): protein binding
Source: RefSeq, a predicted model, not a curated record
AUGGAAUCUUCAGAGACAAACCCUGAUCUUGAGUCGUUUAGGGAGCAGUGGAGGGCUGAGGUCAGGGCUAGACAUCAGCAGUCACACCGCCCCCGUCAGCAUCAACAUGCUACGGCUGGACCAUCGACGGGGUCGAGGAAGCCGCCUCCUCCUACGAAGAAGCCGAUCGCCAAGGAGUAUGAGGAGGAUUAUGUGCCUACAAAGGUGUUUGAUGAACCCGGACAGCCGGCCACAAUUACAGGAGUUGCCGCUGUGCCCACUAAGAAGGAGCCAUUCACCGCUCUCGAGCAUUAUGAGAAGGCUGUGGAAAGGGAGGCGGCGGGGAAUUUGGGGGAUAGUUUGAGGCUGUAUAGAAAGGCGUUUAGGAUGGACGACCAAGUCGAUCAAAACUACAAAGCGAAGCACUUCCCCAGGGCGAAAUUUCCCCAAAAGAUGGCAGCACCAAAGUCGGGGGAUUCCUCUACGGCUGCGGCACCGGGGGAUGCAAAAGCCGAUCAGCCUCAGACUAUGAAGGAGCUCAUCGCCAGUUUUGCGGGUUUGAGUAUUGAGCCGGUGCCGCCAGAAAUCGAGGGCAUGCCUCAGCCUCCCUGCCCGAUUUCGAACCUGCCUGAUGAGAUACUUGUUCACAUCCUCCGUGACGUUGCUGUUGCGGAUGUGGGUGACUUUGUUCGUCUGGCGCAGGUAUGCAAGCGGUUUGCGUUUUUGGUCGUGACGGAGGAUAGGAUAUGGCGGCGGAUUUGUUUGGGGGUGGAGUUUGGUUUUGGGGGGAUGCACUACCACUGGCAGAGGCAGAUCACUUGGGAGCCGCUUGCCGAGGAGGAUCUCGAGCGGGAGGCGGCUGAGGAGGCGGCUGCUGUGGAGGCGUUUACGCAGAGCAGCGGUGCGACUUCGCCAACGGAGACUGAACAAGAAGAUGGUUUUGUUGUGCCAGUUUUUGACCUGGAGAAACGGGCGGAGAAGUUGGCUGAUGAAUCGACAGCCAAUACGCUGGCGUUUUUCAACAGCCUUUACGGGUCGAGUUGGCAACGGAUGUUCCGUCUUCGUCCGAGGUUGAGGUUUAAUGGGUGUUAUAUCAGCACUGUGAACUACGUCCGGAGCGGGAUGGCUAAUUCGAACAGUAUCACUUGGGGGGCGCCGAUUCAUGUCGUGACGUACUACCGGUACCUACGAUUUUUCCGGGACGGGACUUGUUUGUCACUGUUGACUACAGCGGAACCAAACGAUGUGGUUCACCACCUUACCCGUGAGACUUAUGCCUCCCACCAUUCGGGGCAUGUGAUGGAGUCAGCGCUAAAGGGGAGGUGGAGGUUGGCGAGGGCGGGGGAUAACCCGGGGGCUAGUCUGAGCGAGGUUGAAGGGGAUGUGAUGGUGGAGACGGAGGGGGUGAGUAAGUAUGUGUACAGGUUGGAUCUGACGCUGAAGAGCGCGGGGAAGGGGGCGAGGAAUAAUAAGUUGGCUUGGAGGGGGUUUUAUAGCUGGAAUAGGCUGACGGAUGAUUGGGCUGAGUUUACGCUGAGGAAUGAUAAGCCUUUUUUCUUUUCGAGGGUGAGGAGUUAUGGGGUUAUGGGGGCGUAG